AUGAAUCUGUCGCUCGUUGACCCCUUCAUCCUCGCGCAGGACUGCCCUGAGGUCAUCACCGGGCGCCUUCGUGACGGCCAUUCGACAUCGAUUCGCUUCAGCCACCGCGGCGACCUACUCGCAUCUGGACGUCACGAUGGCAUCGUCGUCAUCUUCGACAUCGAGACAAAUGGCGUCGCACGCAAGCUCCGCGGCCACACGCGCCAGGUCCAGUCACUGAGCUGGUCGACAAGUGACCGCUACCUCCUCAGCGCCGGCCAGGACUGGAAGUGCGUGCUGUGGGACCUGAAGGAUGGCUCCAGAGUGCGAACCGUCCGCUUUGAAGCUGCCAUCUUCAUUGCAGAGCUGCACCCAAAGAACCAUAUGCUCUUCGUAGCCGCCCUCUUCGAAGACCAGCCCGUCAUCGUAGACAUAUCCGCUCAAGUCGCCGUAAGGCACUCCUUGUCGUCCGCGCCCUGCCGCUCGCAAUUGGAACGCGAGAACGCGACUGAGAAGCAGAUAGCGCAGGAUGCGAAGCAGACCACCACCAUGACCCUCUUCACCCCGUCUGGCCGCCACAUCAUCGCAGGCACAAACAAGGGCUGGCUGAACAUUAUAGAUACGGAGACGCGUCAAGUGCGCUAUUCCUUUAGAGUCACCAACAACAUCAUCGUUUACAUUCGCCUCACGCCAUCGGGACGAGACGUCGUCAUCAACUCGAGCGAUAGAAUUGUCAGAACCCUUCAUUUGCCCGACCUCAGCGACCCAAAACUAGAUUUCGACACACUGCAGCUCGAAGUAGAGCACAAAUUCCAGGAUCUCGUGCAGAAGCUGUCUUGGAAUCAUGUAUCAUUUAGCCCGACCGGCGAAUACGUCACUGCGUCCACCUGGAUGAAUCACCACAUCUACGUCUGGGAGCGUGGGCAGGGCAGUUUGGUCAAAAUCCUCGAAGGCACCAAGGAGGAGCUCUCUGUAGUCGAGUGGCAUCCGUUCCGACCCUUCGUCGCCGCCGUUGGGGUCGACUCGGGCCGCGUCUGGCUCUGGUCUAUCCUCCAGCCCCAACGCUGGUCCGCCCUCGCACCCGACUUUGUUGAAGUAGAAGAGAACGUCGAAUAUAUCGAGCGCGAAGACGAGUUCGACAUUCAGCCUCUCGAGGAAUUACACAAGCGGCGCCUCGAUCAAGAGGAUGAGGAAGUGGAUGUUCUCACCGUAGAACCUGUCAAAGCAUCGGCAACAGAGUUUGGGCCGACAAUCGGAGACACAGACUUCAGUAUGCCCAUAUUAUUGGACAUUGAAGCAAGCGACAGCGAGGAUGAAGUCGUGGCGGUUGGAGCCGGUCAGUUCAGACGCCGUAGUCCUGGCGCUGGCCGAGAGUGGAUGAAUGAUGAUGAAGUGGGGGUUAGCGGUGACGAAUCACGAAGAGCUAACGGUUCUACAGCCCAAAACGGCACGAAAAGACGGCGAGCAGGCUGACCGAAGCUGAAUAUUCGGAACAGACGUAGGGGAGAUUAUACAGGAUGUAAGUCCAAUAGAAGCAUGCCCAUCUAGUAAAACACAAAUUGCGCUCUACGCCAAAAGGCGCGAGAGCGUGCGAGCAAGGAGGGACCAGCUACUGUUCGCAAAAGCGAUUACCAGUAUAUUGCAACGAGUGCACUCAAAAGAAAUCAUUACUUUCCCCACCAACAAAAUACUC
Molecule: messenger RNA, 1672 nt
Organism: Cucurbitaria berberidis CBS 394.84
Lineage: Eukaryota; Fungi; Ascomycota; Dothideomycetes; Pleosporales; Cucurbitariaceae
Product: WD40 repeat-like protein
Exons: 5
Coding region: 1-1452 (483 amino acids)
Cellular component (GO): Set1C/COMPASS complex
Molecular function (GO): protein binding
Source: RefSeq, a predicted model, not a curated record